Seminavis robusta is the source of this 1799-nucleotide messenger RNA. NCBI's taxonomy places the organism in Eukaryota, Bacillariophyta, Bacillariophyceae, Naviculales, Naviculaceae. The record is from the annotation of a GenBank genome assembly.
CAUCAGUUGUGUCUCCUACGGUACUGAGCUCAAACCAUGACGAGUGCUCUCUAGAGUACGGUAGGAGUACCGGAAGUCUUAUCUUGCCCAAGUUGCAUUGCUCCUACCCGGCCAUGAUGGAUCACAUAGCCCAACAGUUACAGUAUCAACCGGGGUUCAGGUUUCUGGAAUUGGAGAGGAGUGUUGAGGAUGACGAGGAAGGUUUCAUUUCCAUGGUGUCCGCCCUUGUGGGAAGCAAAUCGGUGCGCCACAUGUACCUUUGUGGAGAGUUCUUUGACAGCCUCGACGAUGAACAAAGGCAAAUUUUCCUGGAGGCAACCGGGACCAUUGAAUCAUUGCAAUGCCUUUACAUGGCCAACGCCAAGUUAUCGAUGGAUUCGGUGGAGGAUCUAGCUGUCGCAUUUGCUGCCGACAUGAUGACGAGUUCGACAAUUCAAGAGGUAUCGUUGCAACAUCUCAACAUCCCCGACACUGUGGUUCUGGAUGAUCUCGUGAGGGCUAUCGCCAAGUUCCCUGUAGUGGAACGAGUAGAGAUCGGAGUACUGUUUAUCCACCACGAUCAAGCCGCCUUCUCCCCAGACGCACUCGCCGACCUCUGCCAAUCAAAGAGCUUGAAAGCCCUCACAUUGAUCGAUCUUAGGUUUGAUCAAGACCAUUUCAAAGCCAUGGAGCAAGCUCUUUCCAACAACCAUGCUCUUGCCGAGCUCAGUCUUUGGGGGGAGAUACUAGACUUUGCUUCCUGCACAGCCAUGGCCAAAAUGCUUCGCAGGAAUCGGAGCCUGGAAUCACUUUGCAUAUACUUUGGAAACAUGAAUGAUGAUGGUAUUCAAGCAAUCUGCCAGUCCAUUGGUCAAAGCAACAAUCUCAAGUCCUUUUCCAUUGAGAACGAAGACGAUUCUAUCACUCAAACGGGUGUCUCUGCCAUGGCCGAGAUGCUCGAAGAUAACAAACAACUUGAAACUUUGUCGUUGGCUACCAAGGCGUUGGAUAGUGAAGGAUUCAUUCGUCUGGGCCGCGUCCUGAAGACUCAUCCGACCUUACGGGAGCUUAGCCUGGACAAUUCCACGUCUAGCAGUGAGCAUCCAGCAAGCGUUCAAAAGCCUGCAAUUGCUUCUUUGUCCAACAUGUUGGAAGUGAACACGAGUAUCCGGCGACUUGAUUUGUCCGGCAUCUCUAUGGAUGACACAACGGUGGCACUAUUGGCUUCGUCGUUGAAGACUAACUCGAAACUCCAGGAACUAAGCCUGGGGUCCAUCAAGCUUCAAAGUGAUGAGGAAGACGAAGAGACGACGACGGAAAGCAAACUAGGAAGAGUGUUUGGUGUUCUAGAGGAUCUCGUAGAACACAACACUGUCCUUGAGAAGAUAUCUACAGAGCAAGACACGCUAACUCUAAACUUUGGAGGAAAAAUCAAUUUCCUGCUGUCAUUGAACCAACGCGGUUUACGUACCGCCAUGGUGGACGUGAACACCCACAGAAAAUGGUUCGCGAACAAGCUGGCAGAAAGCGUGUAUUGUGUUUCGACAUUAUUCUAUUUGCUGUCCAUGAAUCCGUCUCUCAUGGUGGUACCGGAAGCGUCUGCCUGAGCACCAAGCCGAGGACGUGGCUCUUGAGCUUGAGUGACCAGCCCAUUCUACUAGUAGGUUCAUUCCUCGUCGUCGUCAUCGUCGUCAAUGUCAUCAUCCUCUCCAGUUGGAAAGAAUGUGUAGCUUAAAGUCACAUCUGUAAUGUAGGAAACCUGAGGAUCAUCCAACAUUUCUGGGUCAAUAAAGUAGAACACCGGCAUGUCAACAGUCUCU